AUGACGGCUGAGAAGAGUGGCCCGGUGAAGAACGGGAAAGCAGAUGACUCCAAAGACGGGGACAGCUCCUGCGCCACCUCUCAAGAGGGAGUGGUAUACCUCGAGCGAGGCCAUUGGAACAACAAGAUUGAGUUCAUCUUGUCUGUGGCUGGAGAGAUCAUCGGUCUGGGGAAUGUGUGGAGGUUCCCCUACCUCUGCUACAAGAAUGGAGGAGGUGCGUUCUUCGUCCCGUACGUGAUCUUCUUCAUCUGCUGUGGAAUCCCUGUGUUCUUCCUGGAGACAGCUCUGGGGCAGUUCACCAGCGAAGGAGGCAUCACCUGCUGGAUGAAGAUCUGCCCGCUGUUCGAAGGGAUCGGAUAUGCCACGCAGGUGAUCGAGGCCUACCUAAACGUUUAUUACAUUGUCAUUUUGGCGUGGGCCAUUUUCUACCUCUUCCAAUGCUUCACCACGGAGCUGCCCUGGGCCGGCUGUGGUCACUACUGGAACACAGAAUACUGUGUGGACUACUACGGUGAGAACGCCACCAACAUCACCAACAACCCUAACAUGAGCUCGCCCGUCAUCGAGUUCUGGGAACGUCGUGUGCUGAAGAUCUCUGAUGGUAUCGAACACAUGGGCGGCGUGCGCUGGGAGCUCGCCAUGUGUCUGGCCUUUGCCUGGUUCAUCUGCUACUUCUGCAUCUGGAAGGGCCCCAAGUCCACGGGAAAGGUGGUGUACGUGACGGCCACGUUCCCCUACGUGAUGCUGCUGGUCCUGCUGAUCCGAGGAGUAACGCUGCCCGGAGCCUUCGACGGGAUCAAGUUCUACCUCUACCCCGACAUCUCCCGCCUGUCCGACCCCCAGCUGAAGAAAGAGAGACACAUGGGAAACUGUCCCCUCACAUGUCUGUGCGGGACAGGACUGUUCUGA
Molecule: messenger RNA, 909 nt
Organism: Knipowitschia caucasica
Lineage: Eukaryota; Metazoa; Chordata; Actinopteri; Gobiiformes; Gobiidae
Source: the annotation of a GenBank genome assembly